Enhydra lutris kenyoni (northern sea otter) is the source of this 3165-nucleotide messenger RNA. Its product is annotated as zinc finger protein 671-like. Gene Ontology annotation, biological process: regulation of transcription by RNA polymerase II. The transcript is spliced from 3 exons. The record is from RefSeq and is a predicted model, not a curated record. Gene Ontology annotation, molecular function: DNA-binding transcription factor activity, RNA polymerase II-specific; RNA polymerase II cis-regulatory region sequence-specific DNA binding. Bases 1057 to 2421 code for a protein of 454 amino acids. NCBI's taxonomy places the organism in Eukaryota, Metazoa, Chordata, Mammalia, Carnivora, Mustelidae.
CCAUCCAUGGUCUAAUCCCUUGAACCUCUGGCUGUGUUACCCCAUGUGGCAAAAGGGAUUUUAUGUGUGUGAUUAAGUAUAUUAACAACACGAAGAGAUUACCACUGGGCCCAGUGUAUUUGCAGGAGGAUAGAGUCAGAGAAGAUUUCAGGAAGUAAACACAUCAGAGUGAUAAUAAUUGCUGGCUUUGAAGUUGAAGAAGGGGCAGGGAGUCAAGGAAUGCAGAAGGUCUUGAGAAAUCGGGAAAGAUAAAGAAAGAUUUUUUUUUUUUGUAGAACUGCCAGAAGGAACACGAUCCUGAUGACAUCUUGAUCUUAUCCUGGUGAAUCCCAUUUUGGAUUUAUAAUCUUUACAACUGUAAGAAGAAAAAUUUUUGUUCAUGUAUGCUGCAGAGCUGGUAAUGAUUUGUCACAGCAGCUACAGCAAACUAUGAGUGUGAAGUGGAGAACUGGAAGAAGGCUGAGGGUACCUGAAAUAUGCGUGUAGUCCUGGGUGCCUGAGACUGAAGAGAAGGUCCAGAUCGGGAGGUCUUCAAGCAGGACUGGGGGCUUUCCUUUGGCAGUUGGGACCACUGGAGGUUUGGGGCAGGAUGGGAUCCCAGUUAAAUGCUUGGUAUUGCCAAGCAUUCUCUCCACGCUGUGUGCAGAGCGACAUGUGAGGAGUCUGGUGUGCUGUCUGUGGUAUGGGGGAGAAGAGUCGUGGUGGGUAACAGAAGCUGCGUGAGAGGUGUAGUCUGAGAAGUGAUGUGCACAAUAGGAGUGGGAACUGAUGGUCCUGCAGCCCUGUUCCCAGGGACUUCCGUGAGAACAGGGAGCCGGGCUUAUGUCCUGGCAUGAUUUAGGGUCCCCCCGGGGGAUUGGCUGGCACGUGGGGAAGAGAGUGAGCAUGACGUUGUUGUGGGUAGACAGAGUGGGGAUACUCAGUCAAGAGACUUCCUGGACCAUGCUGGCCAUGUCAUUGCAGGUCUGUGUGAUCUCUGAGGACAUUUUUGUGUCCUUCUCCCGGGAAGAAUGGAUGCUCCUUGAUGAUUCUCAGAGACUUUUAUAUUAGGAUGUGAUGCUGGAGAACUUUGCACUUUUAGCCUCACUGGGAAUUACAUCCUCCAGAUCGCACUUAGUCACCCCAGUGGAGCAGAGGGCAGAUCCCCAGAUAGCUGACCAGGUGGAUAUGGCUCCAGCCACAGAAAGGAAGACUCAGAAGGGACCUGGACCUGGUGGUUGGUCUGCGGUGGAGGAUGAGGCCAUGUCCCCUGAGCAGAGUGUUUCUUUAGAAGGAGUGUCACCAGUCAGGACUCCAGUGGCAGGUCUGAAGCUCCAUCACUGGGAUGUAUCUGGCUCAAUAUUGAAAGAAAUCUUAUACCCGACUGAAUACCAGAGGGAGGAAGCCAGGCUGGAACCACACAGUGGUGGGGCCUGUUGGAAGCCUCCUGGGCUCAGGGCAAACGUCCAUCAGCACCACACUGCAGAGAAACCCUUCAGAAGAGACGAGGACAGUGGCUCUGUGAAAAGCUGUGGAUUCUAUGUGCCAGAGAAGACCUGUACACACAGUGAGGGUAGAAGGGACUUUCCAGCCACCUCAGACCUUCUUCAGCACCAGGUCUCCCAUAUUAGGACGAGGCCCCACAAGAGGACGAGGCCUGGGGGAGCCCUUCACCCUGGACAGCAGCAUCACAGGUGCUUCGAAUGUGGGAAAUUGUUUACCCGCAAAGACACGCUUACUCGGCACCAGAGAAUCCAUACUGGAGAAAGACCUUAUGAGUGCAGCAAAUGUGGGAAAUUCUUUAGCCAAAGCUGUGACCUUUUUAAACAUGAGACCAUACACACUGGAGAAAGGCCUUAUGAGUGCAGUGAAUGUGGGAAAUUCUUUAGACAGGUCUCUGGCCUGAUUGAACACAGGCGAGUUCACACUGGUGAAAGACUCGACCAGUGCAGUAAUUGUGGAAAAUUCUUUAGUAGUAAGUCCAACCUCAUUAGACACCAAGAAGUGCACACAGGGGCAAGGCCUUAUGUAUGCAGUACAUGUGGGAAAGAGUUCAGCCGCAAACACACACUUGUUCUGCACCAAAGGACUCACACUGGAGAAAGGCCUUAUGAGUGCAGCAAAUGUGGGAAGGCCUUUAGCCAAAGUUCCCACCUUAAUGUACACUGGAGAAUUCACAGCAGUGAUUAUGAGUGCAGCCGAUGUGGGAAAGCCUUUAGCUGCAUCUCUAAACUCAUUCAGCACCAGAAGGUUCACUCUGGAGAGAAUCCUUAUGAGUGCAGCAGAUGUAGGAAAGCCUUUACCCAAAGGCCAAAUCUCAUUCGGCACUGGAAAGUUCAUACUGGAGAACGGCCCUACGUGUGCAGCAAAUGCGGGAAAGAGUUUAACCGCAAACACACACUUGUUCUCCAUCAGAAGAUUCAUACUGGAGAAAAGCCUUAAUACCAUAGCAGUUGCGGGAAAUCCUUUAGCCAUUACCCCAACUUACUAUCCAUUUGCGAAUUCCUGGCAGCAGACCUAGGACAGCCUUUACCAAGGACCAAACUUUAUCCAGCCCUGGAAAAUCCACACCAGACAAAGGCCUCAGCAGUACAGGGAAUGUGCCAUCUCCUUGUUCAGUGUAGCAGCUCUCGCCAGAGAGGAGCUGCGAGAGUAGGCUUUGUGAGGGCACCAUCGUUCAGAAGUGGUACCUCACACAUAUGAACCUCUGCGCUGGGGAGGUUCCUUGUAAGUGCCUGGUACAUCAGUGAUAUCAGGACCUGUGUGCGUAUUGUAAAUUGCCAAGGCCCUUUGUCAGUGCUAAAAGCCAUCCCACUACUACCGUCUGCCCGAAUCCUGCGGUGCGUGUCGGUCACUCCAGCAUGCUUAGGCAGGAGGACCUGUGCUGUCUCCACAGUCCCUAGAAGGAGUCAUGAUCGGCCUCCAUGGUCCAUGGGGGGGCUCAUUUCCUUACUUUUGUCUGGGUUAGGCAUGGAAAAAAUCAGCACACAAGAUGGGUUUUCCAGGUAGCUUGCAAAGAUUUAUCCUCAUGGACUUUCUCAUCUCAUGUGAUGCUCACUGUGGAUGUGUGUGGUCUCAUGGCCUUCAGCCCUGGAAGCACAUACCUCACAUCACUCGUGUGUGAGUGCAAUAAUAAAGGGCUUAUUCUUGAGCUAUUUUUAUUUUUUUCAAGAUUUUAUUUAUUUA